GCUGCUGCUGGACGCACAGUCCAGAAUCGGAACUUGGCUGUCGGCCGUGGACCUCCAGGCAGACUCCACAGCCUCAAGGUCACUUCCGGGACAGGCAGAAACGCCGGAUGCGUCUGAGCAAGUGUCGCAACUGCCGCAGCCAAAGGUGUCCGCGGCAGCUAGGAGACUGCAAGAGUGGAGGUUGACACGGGAGUCCACGUUGAGUGCAGACGCGGAGGCUCCACACGGAGCGACUGUCCCAGCUGAGCCUCAGCAGGAGCUUGGCGAAAGUGGUGCAGCACAGCCGAGUGACCCAGUCGUAGAGGCAACAGUUGGUGAGGCGAUGGUCCGAAUUCGGAUAUCGGAAGAGCCGCCAAAAACAGUCGCACAAUUGGCUGCCACCUUCGAGCGGCCUUCCAACGUGCACCCAAAGGGGAAGGCCGAUGUCACUUCUGCGUCGAUGUCGAAGACACCUGCGCAGGAGGAAGGUGACGAGCCUGACGAGCAGCCGGCGAGAGAAGCAGAAAGAGCGGAUGAGGCGGUCAAGGGCCCAGAGGACAAAGUUCCGAGCUCAGCGGCCCUACAGGAGGCCGCUGGAAAGCUCAUGGAGAGGGUGAAAGCUGCCAGAGAAAGAACGCGGGGGCCGUGGCCGGAGGAGGACGCAGCCAGUAAGGCGCUGGCGGCCCGGGCUGAAGAGGCAGCAGCGGAGAAGCCCAAACUGCAGGAAAGCGCGCGCCUGGAGGAGGAAGAGGGAGGAGAAGCCAAGAAGGAGGAGGAGCAGGCGGUUGUGGAGAAGACCCGAGCAGAGGAGCCGGUGGAGAUGCACGGAGAAGAGGAACGCUUCGAGGAACAGAAGCAGCCGAAAGAGGAGAUGGUUGAGAUGGUCCCGGCAGAGGAAGAG
Symbiodinium sp. CCMP2456 is the source of this 880-nucleotide messenger RNA. The record is from the annotation of a GenBank genome assembly. NCBI's taxonomy places the organism in Eukaryota, Dinophyceae, Suessiales, Symbiodiniaceae.